GGGGGGGAAUGAUGGAGGAACCUCCCGCUGCUGCGACUCCCACCGGCUCCUGCCGGAAGUGACGCGAUGGCCGGCCGGCCCGUGCGCCAGAAGUUUCUGGUGACUAGAGCAGCUCUGCUAUAGGAUCUUUGCUGGUGACAGCUCGGCGUUCCGGUACGCGGCUGCGCGCUCGCUGCUGGUGCCGAGCCGAGCCGCUCAAUGAUCACAGAGCUCUAUGAUCUUUGGCUCCGAGCACCGGGCGAACGGCCCGCCCUCACCCCCUCCCUCCCUCCCCCCAUGGCCGCCUUGUGAGCCGCGGCUUCGACACCUUCCGUUGUUCCUCGUGCCCACGGUUAUUUUCUAGAAGGUUCCGGAACAGCUCGAUGGUUCUCUCCAGGAAGUCGGCUCUUUCUCCGCAGAGCCAAGGAAGGGAUGGAGGCCAGUGAGCCCCGGGAAUGUACGGCAGCAGCUGCGGCGGCGGCGGCGACCGGCGGCGGCGGCGGCUCUCCCCCUCGGACCACCGCCGACAUGCGGGACCGCGGCAGGGAAGACGGUGACUUCAAGCAGGAAAGCAUUCUCGGUGACAAUGAAGUGAAGAGUACAGCAGUGGUAAAAUAUUCUGCUGUCCCACCUCCAGCUGCUUAUGCACGACUUCAAGAAAAAACUGACCUUAAACUGCCACCUGCAAAUUGGUUACGUGGAAUUAGUCAGCUUGGACAAACUGGUGCAACCUCACUUGGUACAAGCAAAAAAAGCAAGCCAUUUGCCAGCUUUGGAAUGGCAUAUGACUUUAUUGACUGCAUCGGCAAUGAUGUUGACGUUGUGUCUGAUUCGGAGAACAUUAAAAAGUUGCUGAAGAUUCCAUAUAGCAAAUCACAUGUCAGCAUGGGUGUUCACCGCAUUGGAAGGACCCUCCUGCUUGAUGAAUUAGAUAUUCAGGAACUCUUUGUCACCUCAUCUCAGACUGGAGAUUGGAAUUGGUUAAAAGAAUUAUAUCAAAGGCUUGUGGAUCCAAAAUGGCAGAGGAAAAAAAAGAGCAGAGAACAUUUUUAUCAAAAAGCAAUUCUUUCCAAAUUUCUCUAUUAUAGCAUCAAUGGGGAUUGUGCAGCAGAAGCCGUUCCAACUCCUAUAGUGCAGCCUGAGGAAAAUCAAAUAGAAGUAGAGGAAUCGUGGCCUGCACCUCUGAGAACCCCUGCUUCUGUCCCUGAAGAUGGAAAUCCUCAAGAGCAGGGGAAUGUUCCUCUGGGAGCCACAUAUGUAUUAGAGCAGGUGGCCUCUACCCCGAACGAACAAAACCUGAUUACUUUUUUGAAUGAAGGGGAAAACAGUCAGGGGCUGAAAAAUGAUUUUGUGAGGAAUAUUCUAUGGACAUUUGAAGAUAUCCAUAUGCUUGUGGGUUCAAAUAUGCCUAUUUUUGGUGGUGGAAAAUAUCCAGCUGUCAGCUUAAGACUCAGAGAUAGCAACAAACCAAUUAAUAUAUUGACGGGAAUCGACUAUUGGCUAGAUAAUCUAAUGUGCAAUGUUCCAGAACUGGUCAUGUGCUUUCAUGUUAAUGGGAUUGUACAGAGAUAUGAAAUGAUAAAGACAGAAGAUAUCCCCAAUUUGGAUAAUUCCAGCUUCUCCACAAAAGUAGUUAAGGACAUUGCUCAGAAUAUCCUAUCAUUUCUGAAGGCAAAUUGUACUAAAGAAGGACAUACGUAUUGGCUUUUUAAAGCAAGCGGAAGUGAUAUUGUAAAACUUUAUGACCUGACAACACUUUGUGAAGAAACAUCCGAAGACAAAUAUCAAAAUCCUUUUACAAUGCCUGUGGCAAUCUUACUGUACAAGGUUGCUAGCAACAUGAUGAUGAAGAAAGUUCAAAACAGAAAACAUUACGGUAUCAUAAGAAUGCUCUUGUUAAAUUGCAUUAAAUUACUGGACAAAGAAAGGCAUCCUCAGUUUGUGCAGUUUAUUGCAUCAGCCAAUUACAUGAUCUCAGAACUUUUCCAACUGAAUGAGCCCCCAAAACAAGAUGAAAAUGGAUCAACCCUGAAUGAAAAUUCUGAUGAUAGUUAUAGUGAAGAUGAGGAUAUUCCAGAGGACAGUGAUGAUAAUGGUUCAUUCAGCAAUGGUUCUGAUCCUUCAGAUGAUAACAAAGCCAUUGCUGUCAUUCGAUCUGUUGGCGAGUUGUCUGUACCUGAAAAGUAUAAAUCGACACAUCAGAUAAGGCCCAGCUGUGCCUUCCCGGUUUGUCGUGACACAGAGGAACGAUGUAGAGUUGUUCUCAAUUACGUUCUGGAGGGAUUGAAAGCUGUUGAUGGGAGUAUUAAAAAGGAAAGUGAUCUCCCAGCUGCUGACCCUAGUAUUCCAAUCCCGCUGAAGUAUGCAGAUGAAUCUGAAUGCACAGGUCAUGAAGCUCUUCAGAAACAAAUUGCUCUGUUUUUAGACAAAGUCGGUCCUGUUCAUGCAACAAUUAAACUUCCCAGUCAGUCUGGAAUGAUACCAAACACGUGGCAAUAUCAAAUGAAACUAAACCUCAUCUUUAAAGCUUCAAGGGCUUACUUUGUUCUAUCCGAUGCAGCUAAUGCUCUGCAAAAGUAUGGUAGAUCUUUGAGAUACAUUAAACUUGCUUUACAGUCUCUUGAUGCCUAUUGCUGCCUUAUUAAUAAUUUGUCACCUGAAGUCUUAUUCUUUCUCAGUCAGUGCUUGACACUUAAUGGUGACAUUCAGUUAAUGUUAGCACAAAAUGCUAGUAAUCGAGCAGCUUACCAGGAGGAAUAUAGCUACCAAUCCAGAGAAGAUCAAGAAAUUCUACAUAGUCUCCAUAGAGAAUCUAGUUGCCAAGCUUUAAGCUGGGCUACAGAGCUUUAUUUGGAUCUCGAAUACCAACUUUCGGUUAGCUGCAAAUGCUAUGAGGCAGCAAAUGAGUUGCUGCGUUCCUGUGAACGGAAAGUUAAUGUUGUGGAGCAACAUACGCAAGUGUUAAAAAGAUUAGGCAAUAGCAGAAAUGAGGUUGGAGUUUUCUACAUGAAUCAAUCUGCCGCUAUUCAAACUGAGGGAACAGGAAGCAAGGGCAUCACAGCAUUAGAACAAGAACUUUGGAAGAAAAGCUUUUCCUACUUCGAAAAGGGAAUUCAAGACUUUGAGACCAUAGAGGAUGAAACCAAUGCGGCCUUAUUGCUUUGUAAUACUGGUAGACUGAUGAGACUUUGUGCGCAGGCACAUGCUACUACUGGAACCAAUUUGAAACGAGGGGAAUUUUCACCUGAGGAAGCCUUGUAUUAUAACAAGGCUGUGGACUAUUAUCUAAGAGCAAUGCGAUCACUCACUAGAUGGGAGAAGCAUCCAGCUGUUUGGGAUUCUGUGAAAUGGGAGCUGUCAACAACCUACUUUACAAUGGCAACACUAGAACAGGAUUAUGCUCCAUUGUCGAGAAAAGCUCAGGAACAGAUUGAGAGGGAAGUCGCCGAUUUCAUGAUGAAAUCCCUUAAGUAUUGUGAUACACACACAGAAUCUGCAAGACAACCAUUGUGUCAAUAUCGGGCUGCAACCAUUCAUCAUAGACUUGCUUCGAUGUAUCAUAAUUCCCUUAGAAACCAGGUUGGUGAUGAUCAUUUCCGUAAGCAAUACCGCAGUUUGGCUGAUCUCCAUUACAACAAGGCUGUGAAGCUGUUUCAUUUGCUGAAAGAUGCACCUUGUGAGCUUCUACGAGUUCAGUUAGAGCGGGUUGCAUUUUCAGAGUUUCAGAUGGCAAAUCAGAAUAGCAAUGCCUCAAAGUUGAAGACUCUUUCAAGUGCAUUGGACAUAGUCAUUAAUUCAGAGUAUCCAUUUCAACUGAUCCAAAGUGAACUGGCAUGUGUUCAAGCACAGCAAAGUGAUUGCCAUGAACAUCGGGAGGGAAAUGCACCUGAAAAUGAUUCUUCCACCUUUAAUGAAGAAGAGAUUCUGAAACUUGUCAACAUGUUUGAAACCCGACUCACCUUUCUUCUGUUUCAACUUAUCAAAUUGCUAACCACAAAAAGAAAAAGCAGUGGCAUCAUUGAUGAUCAGAUGGCAUUGAAAAACUACAAGUAUGCUUAUUCAACGUUACUGCGGGCAACAGCAGAUAAGGACACUUCUCUACUGCAGAGGGUGGAAGUGAUACUGAGUUUAUUAAAACAAUUAUCGAGUUAAUGACUACAAGAUGUCCUCUGACUGUUACCGUAAUUACAGCAUCAUUAGAAUAUUGCUUAUCUGUACUGACUUGAUGCUAUCUGAACAGGCAGUUAAUGCAAUAUGUUCAAACUUCACCAGGCUUCAAUGUUCUACAGAGUUAUAAUCAUACGGUGUUACUAGUCUGGAUAGUAUUCCUGCAACAAAUAAGUAUCACCUAUUUGAAGCAAUACAUUGAUUUACCAUUGGAUGUUGUAAUGACAUAAUCCAAAUCUGGGAACUUAGUCUGUUAUACUUAACCUCGCAUCGGGCAAAUUGGUAGUUAUGGUGCUCCAGUUAGCCAUGCCAUUCCCGAGUUAAGGUGUGUGGUGAAACAAUUUAUGUUUCCUGCUGCUGCUGGCUUUCCGGUAAAUGCAGAAUAAGGUUUGACAAUGGUAUCUUCACAUUUUGUAGUUACUUGAAACUUACUACCUCAAACUUGUCACAUAUGAAUGACUAUGGUGGGGAAACUGAGAUCUGUAUCCCCGUAUGCGUCACUGUCAACAAGAAAGGAGGAGGAAAAUGGUAACAAUAGCAAUUUAAAAGUUUAUUUAUAAUAUUGUUUUUUUUUUAAUUUUCAACAUGUAUGUAAAUGGAAUUUCAAAAUUUGACAGAGUUGCUACAUAAAAUAUAAACCAUGCAACGACAUGCAACGUAAAUGACACAUUCAGAAUUGUGUAGAACUAAAAGGGGCCGUAAUAAAACAUUUUGCUCUCAAAAUCAACUUGCAAGAACUACAGUGUCAUGAACUGAUAUUUGUAGUACUUUGCAAUUUACAAUAGAAUAUUCACACAAUAAUGAUAAAACAUUCUUUGCAAAGUUACUUUUCAUUUCAAAAUGAAACCAUAAGACCUGUAGAGACUUGAUCAUCUCUGGGGCAUAAAGUUGCUUUCUUCUUAGAAUGUAUAUGUUUCAGACAGGAUUUAUUUCCUAGCCUUAUUUAACUUUGAGAAGUGCAAAGCUUAUAUACAUGCUGAAGCUACUUUGACGACUACAUUAGCUAAGACUGAACCAGCAACAAGUGAAUCAUAAUACCUGUCUAAGCUAAUAAGCUGGCAAAAAUCUCGAAGGUGAUGUUUCCAGGCAGUUGUUAAAUGAGGUAAUGAGUUUGAGAAAGUGUCAAAUGAAUGUUUAGAUUUUCUGCAGUCCAUUAUGUGUAUUGUCUACCAGACGUAGAGGGGUAGUAUCUUUUUAAGUAUGAACAAAUUUCUUAUUGUUAUUUUUUUUCUUUGGGUGGUUUCUAUUUUUUUUUUUAACUUUGAAGUUGAACCCAUCCCAAGAGAAUGGUAUGUUCCAUCACAUUCCUAACUUCUGUUAUGCUCCCAACAUACAUUUGAAUUGAUAAGGAGCCUCUUGUUGAAGAACAACCAGUCUUUAUCUAAUUUGAUAGCCAUGGCACCAUUGGGGCCAAUCCAGUAAAGUUUGUGUACGUUAAUAAAUGUAAAGUGCAGGGCAGAGGGGUUUACGAGAAAGGAGCAAUAAAGUGGAGUUGACAGUCAGUGUAAUCUUUACAAGAAUGGUCAUUGCCUACUGAUGUUACUCACCACUUAAUCAACUAAAGGCCUGGGUGAUAAAUUCCAUGCAGAUGGAGAGCUUCAUUAUUGAUAUUUAGGCAAUCUACUGGCAAUGUGUGAGGAAUUAUGAGAUUCUCAAUGUGCAUGUUUUUCAUUAUGAUCACUCGCUAACUUUCUGAAAAACCUGCAGAUAAUGUACUCAAUCAAUCUAGGAAAGAUUUUUUAAAAUUGUAUGGCUUACGUUGGAACUGAUAAACAGGUCCAAUGAAAUACUUGUUACUGUAAAGCAUUGAGAUGUUCCAUCAUGAAAAGUGCUAUUUAAAAGGGUUUUUUUUUUGUGUGUGCACAUGAUAUUCUUGUGUGUUUCAACAUGUUAAAUAUCUCUAGUUUCACAAUAAACAUUGCUUUUAAUUAAAGUGUUAAAUAGUGAUAAGUUAAGAUUUUCAGGAUUUACUGUGUGCAUCUUGUAUACAGGAUUUUUGCUAACAAGUUGUAAAAUUUGUAACUAAUUGUAUAUUUGAAACAAUGUGCAAUGUUCUUUAAUGGGCAAUGUGAAUGCAAAAAAAAUGUAAAUCAGGGGUCAAUAUUUAUACUGUAACGUUAAUGUAUGAUUUGAAUGAAUAACAUGAGCAUGCAUUUGGAAUGUGCAAAGAAUUACUCUUUAAUUAGUAUGUCGAUGAAAAUUCUGUUAUUUUAUUCAUAGGUUUAUUUCCUUAUGAGCUAUUCUUCCUUUUGUAGAUUGAAUGAGACUAUUUUAUUUAGAGAACCAGUCUUCGUAAAUCCACCUUGAGAUUUGUCAGGCAGUUUGAAAAAUGUUAAGUUGAUAGAGAAAGAGGGAACACAACUAUUAGAAGUUAAAUAGAGUCUAAUUCUAUCAUCUUUUAUAAUUAGCUGUAUGGUUUCAUCAAACCUUGAGGGCUAUGUGGCAUUUCAAUAUUCAGAAAUGUAUUAUAUUUUGGAAAAAUAUUCACUCUGCUGCCAAUAGGUAUAAAUACCAUGUGACAUUCUUAAACAUAUUUAAUAAAUAAGAAAGCAACUA
Molecule: messenger RNA, 6702 nt
Organism: Leucoraja erinaceus (little skate)
Lineage: Eukaryota; Metazoa; Chordata; Chondrichthyes; Rajiformes; Rajidae
Gene: edrf1
Product: erythroid differentiation regulatory factor 1
Exons: 25
Coding region: 412-4131 (1239 amino acids)
Biological process (GO): positive regulation of DNA-templated transcription
Source: RefSeq, a predicted model, not a curated record